This is a messenger RNA of Linum trigynum, 3102 nucleotides long. The record is from the annotation of a GenBank genome assembly. NCBI's taxonomy places the organism in Eukaryota, Viridiplantae, Streptophyta, Magnoliopsida, Malpighiales, Linaceae.
UUUUCAUUUCAUAAUGAUAAUAUUAUAUUGGUUAGUUAAUUGUCAAGAAAGAUAUAAUAUAAAAGCUCACUGGAAUUACCACACGGCCCAUAUAUAGUUUGAAACUGAAUCUAAAAUCUCACAAUCCUACAUAAAGGCUUCAAUGCUCUUCGUUUAGGAACAACAUGCCACUAAUAAAAAAAAUUGAGAGUUGUUGGUUCAAGUCAACUAUAUACUACAAACUAAACUAAGAAGGAACCAUCAAAACUUGAGAGCAAACGACAAAAUUAGGGUUAUCUCCAAUAUACUAAUAGACUUGAUCAAAGUCAUAAGACAUAAAAUUAGACACUUCUUUUCUAUAAGUUUCAGUAGGUUGAAUAAAGAAUCGACCUAAUUCAGUAAAUCAGUGAUUUCUCGUUUAACAUAUAAAUAGGUUGUGGUAGCUGCAAAAACCAUAAACCUAAAGAGCAAAUAGCCACCACUCUCCGUUGAACGACCAAAUUUUUAUCAACUCUAUCUUUAAUCUCAAGAGCAAUAUGUUUCAACCAAACAACUUCAUUUCCUCGGGGCACUUGUAAUAAGUUCGCUAAAACCAACACUCAUCUCCAAUUACAUCAAUAUGUUCAUCUCCCCCUUGACUGCCUUCACCUGCUUUAGUCCACUUCCAUGUCCUUCCAUAACCUCUCCAUUUUCAUUAUUAUCCUCACCAUCUCUCACUUCUCUCUCUUUAACUGCUCCAGUUUCUCUUCCAUAUCUUUCAACACCCACCUCAAUUCAUUCACUACCCUCUCCAACUCCCUCUUUUCUGCCUUCACUUGUUGCAGUGGAACUUUACCUGCUACCAAAUUCAAACACAAUUUCUUCCCCCCUCCCCCCCCCCCCCCACCCACUUCCAUUCUCAAACUCAAUUCCAACUCUUCUACUCCAAGUUUAAAUUCAUACCUACUUGAUUGAACUCCAUUCUAUUCGACAUGGAUUGAUAUCGAAUUUGAAAUUUUCUAUUUGCUUAGUUUAAAUCCCAAAAAUAAAACUGUCGUGCCAAGAGAAACCAGAAGAUUAAUUUUCAAAUGCGUUCUUGUACUGGGAAGUGAAAUGGCCAAAUUAUUGCACGAUGGAGGGACUUUUGGAGGAAGUUAUAAAGAGAUAAGAACAAAGAUACAAAAGGACAACAUUUAAUUUUAAAUUGAAAAAUACAAUGACGCAACACGUAGUAAAAGAAAUAGUUUCUUCAUGUUAGCCAAUUACAAAUUUACCUAAGCAAAAAUUAAGGAGAGCAUGAAUUUUAAAAUGGAUAAAAUUACAUGAAACUCUACUAUGGAAAUUGAAGUAUUAAGCACCAUAAAAAUAAAUAUGGUAGACUUAGUGGGCUUGUUGAUCAUGAUGUAAAAGUCAUUAAUUUUCCAGAGUUUAGUGUAUGUUUUGUAUCAAAUAGAAACAACAAAUUCGUUUAGUGUAGUUGGUUAUGAUUGUUGUUCGUGUUUGAAGAGACCUGGGUUCAAAUCUUCAUAUUGAUAUUUUUUAUUUGAAAUAAAUAGAUAAUUGUAAAGACAAAAAUGUCCUUCCUACUUUCACUCUCGUUACAGAAAAUUUGAAAUGGAGAAAAUUACACAAAACUCUACCAUAUAUUAAUGGGGGAUUACUUUCCACAAUAAGGUAAAGAUAAGAUAGUCUAACGAUAAACUGUCGCAAUAAUGAAGGUCUGGGAGUUGCAGAUCCCAUAUUCGAAUUCAAGUGAGACUUGUUGGUGUUUCCGAAGGUAUAAGGCUGUUGGGAGUGAAGCCCCGUUGACGUCAAAUUGAAUACAGGUGACCCCAUGUUUAAUAGGACCCGCUGUUACAAAGUGGUACGUGGGGCUGAGAUCCUGAAUAAUAAAUAAAAUGUAUUAGCCAAAUAGACAUUACUCUAAUUUUUUUUACAAUCUUCGUAAUAAGUUGAUAAUAAAUGUGAGGUGAUACUAAAAAUAUUCUACAUGUAAAACAAAAAAAAAAUCUAUUUGAACUCGAGUUGUGUAGAAAAAUUGCAGCGAUCCCACUGCCUAGAGUCCGCAUCAUGGAUCGACUGGUUUGGGAAGCAGAAUCGGAUGGUAUGUAUUCAGUACGGUCAGGGUAUCAUCUGGCCCUGCAAGAGCGGCGUAAAGAGCCUGGCUGGAAGGCUGAAGUCUCCUUCAUUGACACAUCUUUGUGGAAACAGGUUUGGGGGAACGGAGUUUAGUGUUCCAAGCGUUGUCCUGUUUUUUGUGAACCAUUAGAAUCGCUUGAGCAUUUGUUCCUCUCUUGCAGAGUUUCAUUUGAAUUGUGGGAGGGGAGUGGCCUUGGAGAGGUUAGGCGGGGUUUGGAGCAUUUGAACAUGGCGUUGUUUUUUCGGCGAGUUCUUGAGAGAGACUCCUCCGAUUAAAUAAUAAUGUGGUUUGUCUCGCUUUUAUGGCGCAUCUGGAAAGGGGAGUAAUUGGGCUCAUUUUUUUAUCAUAUUCAGUAUCAGACAUCUGUCCUUCUCCGUCAAUAUCAGGAACAAGUUCGGUAGUGGCUAGCACUUACUCAACAGAUUCCUCCUCCGAGACCGGUGAUUGUGACUUAGGAGGGAUCGGGGAGUGUUGCACCAGGGUUUGUUUGUUCAGUGGAUGGAGCGGUCGCGAAAGGAUCACAUUCGGCCGAGGGGUUUGGUCGUCCGGGAUGGGCAGGGGAGUAUCGUUUUUGUGAACGGAUUUCUCUAUGCAGGUGUGGACGAUCCUUACAGUGUAGAACUCUUGGCGUUACGAGAUGCGAUUCGAUGGUGCUCUUUGAAGGGUCUCACCGAGGUAGUAUUUCGCGGAGAUGCUAAGGUUUUUCUCGAUAAGAUACGUGAGAGAGAAGUUCGGGAUGUCAAAGGUGGCAGCAUUCUUGAAGAAAUUCAGUUGUUACGUCAGCAAUAUGCUCGGUUUGAGGUGUAAUUCGUUGGUAGGAAAAACAAUUGGACGGCCCAUUUGGUGGCUAAGAAAUCCCUUUCUUUGUUUCAUGCGGGAGUUCCGGGUUUUGAUUUUCGUGGUUGGUUUCUCUCGAGUUUAUAAACCAGUGUUGUUUGAACAUUAUUAUCUUAUUCUUUCUUGGUAAUACAAGUUAGCUUCUGGAAGAAAAAAAAAAUAUGCAG